AUGCAGACUUUUCCUCUUGCCUUGCUCAUCUUUCUCCUGUGUGCCCAAGCUGAAGCUGGGGAGAUCAUCGGGGGCACAGAAUGCAGGCCACAUUCCCGCCCUUACAUGGCCUUCCUGCACAUUGUCACUGCUGAGGGUUACGAGGGAUCUUGUGGUGGCUUCCUGAUAAGACGAAACUUUGUGCUGACAGCUGCACACUGUGCUGGGAGUUCCAUAACAGUCACCUUGGGAGCCCAUAAUGUAAAGAAAAAAGAAGACACGCAGCAAAAAAUUGAGGUCGCAGAGCAGUUCAUCCACCCCAAAUAUAAUGAAUUCACUAUUCGCAAUGACAUCAUGCUACUAAAGCUGAAGGAAAAAGCCAACCUAACUCUGGCUGUAGGGACACUUCCCCUUCCAUCUCAGCUCAACUUCAUCCCACCAGGGAAGAUGUGCCGGGUGACUGGCUGGGGACUAACAUCACUGCAUGGGGACAUUUCCAACACUCUGCAAGAGGUAAAACAGAGGCUUAUGGACCCCCAGGCCUGCGAACGCUACAACAAUUUCAAUCACAAUCUCCAGCUGUGUGUGGGCAGCCCCAGGAAGACCAAGUCAGCAUAUAAGGGAGACUCGGGGGGCCCUCUUCUGUGUGCUGGGGUGGCUCAAGGCAUUGUGUCCUAUGGCCGAUUUGAUGCCAAACCCCCUGCAGUCUUCACCCGGAUCUCCCAUUACCGGCCCUGGAUUGAUAAGGUCCUGAAGGAGAAUUGAGUGUGUGCCCUGGGUCAGCCAGAGAAGAAAUCUGGAACCAGACCUGAGAAGGCUUCAUGGGCAGCCAAUGCUCAAGUUGCCUCCAGUUCCCACUGAACUUCUGCCCCAUCCCAAAGCCUCAGAAAGUUUCGACCUACUUGAGACUAUCAUCUCAAUAAAGAACAAACUACCAGACUUCA
Molecule: messenger RNA, 923 nt
Organism: Suncus etruscus (white-toothed pygmy shrew)
Lineage: Eukaryota; Metazoa; Chordata; Mammalia; Eulipotyphla; Soricidae
Gene: CMA1
Product: chymase 1
Exons: 5
Coding region: 1-744 (247 amino acids)
Biological process (GO): proteolysis
Cellular component (GO): cytoplasm; intracellular membrane-bounded organelle
Molecular function (GO): serine-type endopeptidase activity
Source: RefSeq, a predicted model, not a curated record